Molecule: messenger RNA, 975 nt
Organism: Penicillium cinerascens
Lineage: Eukaryota; Fungi; Ascomycota; Eurotiomycetes; Eurotiales; Aspergillaceae
Product: SDR family NAD(P)-dependent oxidoreductase
Exons: 3
Coding region: 1-975 (324 amino acids)
Molecular function (GO): oxidoreductase activity, acting on the CH-OH group of donors, NAD or NADP as acceptor
Source: RefSeq, a predicted model, not a curated record
AUGACCGCCUUUCUCGUUUCUACGGCCCGACUGCGGAUGCCAGCAGCAUCCCUUUUCACAAGGCCCGUCAAUGACAUCAGAUCAGGAUUCCGCGCGAGUUCAGCAACCAGUCGAUUCUACUUUCAAAAGACCAAUAAUAGUACGACUUCCUGUCAUUCAGGAAAUCGUCUCUCUGGCCGUACAUGUAUGGUCACAGGAGGCACGUCGGGAAUCGGCUUUGCCAUUGCCGAAAGGUUCUUGCAAGAAGGAGCUACAUCCGUCAUUCUAGUCGGCAGGUCGCAAGAGCGUCUCCAAGCUGCAGCUGGGCGCCUUGAUGUCUCAAACGAUCAUGGAAACAGCAUCACAGGCACAUCGAACAAAGUGCGCCUGCUUGUCGGCGAUGUAGGCGAUAUCGGAUCCUGGAAGCAUGAGUUGGAGAAAGAAAUGGCCAAUGUGGAUAUCCUUGUGAAUGCAGCUGGCAUCUCCAUCAAUAACAUUCUUCCCAGAUCCGAACUGGAUGAUAUCUCCCAGGUCCUGCGCACGAAUCUCGAAGGUGCAAUGCUUACCUCUCGGGCACUGGUGCGCGCCACAAUCCGCAAUAGAGUGCGCAACCGCAAUUUCGCCCCAGACACUAAAACUCCAUCCAAGUGUAUCAUCAAUAUCUCUUCCUUACUUGCACUCAAGGCUGGAACCGGUGCUGUUCCGUACGCUGCAUCCAAGGCUGGUCUCUUGGGUCUGACACGGUCAUUGGCUGUCGAGGUGUCUGCAUCACUGAAGGAUGUGGUGAUUCGAUCGAAUGCCAUCGUGCCGGGGUACAUCGACACACCGAUGAUUACGGACUUUACUCCUGGCGAAGUCGACAGACUCAAAGCCAUGAUCCCUCUCCAUCGAUUCGGAAAGCCCAGUGAGAUAGCGGACGCAGCUUUCUUCCUGGCAACGAAUGAAUAUGCCAAUAACUGCAUUCUCAAUCUAGACGGUGGACUAGGCGCUGUCUAG